Aricia agestis (brown argus) is the source of this 681-nucleotide messenger RNA. RefSeq lists its product as uncharacterized. The transcript is spliced from 4 exons. Bases 68 to 643 code for a protein of 191 amino acids. The record is from RefSeq and is a predicted model, not a curated record. NCBI's taxonomy places the organism in Eukaryota, Metazoa, Arthropoda, Insecta, Lepidoptera, Lycaenidae.
AAAUAGCAAUCUAGAAACAAGAAAAAUAUUUUUAGAUAUUUUUAUAUUUCAAGUAAAAUCUUACGACAUGGACAAAGAAAUUCAGGCUGAAAUAAAAGAACCUGACAAAGAAAGUACCGAUGUAAAACUUCGGCCUAUAGAGCGAAUAACUUUACAUCCAAAAGAUCCAGUUGAGCCGUCUGCCUAUAAUGAAUAUCCUAACUACAGUCGCAGUUGGAUAUUGCAGGAUGGAAGACCAGCUGAGGCUCAGGGUAGUGAAAUGCAUAACAGUUACGGAAUUCAUAAGGCUUCUGCCUACCCAAGUGAAGGAAUACGAAAGCGGAUGCUUCGGGAUUUGUAUUGGAAAGAAAUGUACGAACAAGUUAUAAAAGAAAUGUCUUCACCGCAGCCAAUACAGGAAUACUGUACGGAGUAUGACGCUAAUUAUAUUAAAGCUAAUUUUGAACCUAGAAAACUUGAAGAAGCAGCUGAUAAAAAUAUGCAUUUAAAAUAUCCUCUUUACGGAACAGGAUCGAGCCCAACAACUUUCUAUAGCGAAACUAUCAGAAAAACCGGGCCAGGCGAGAUAUUGGAAAAAUUUCGGAAAUGCCAGGACUUUUCAAAGCCGAUGGGCGAGAGAUUGGACGAUGGUUGGGUUCUAUGAUGGUUUAUCUUUAAAAUAAUAAAACACGUAACUAAACA